Molecule: messenger RNA, 3555 nt
Organism: Astrephomene gubernaculifera
Lineage: Eukaryota; Viridiplantae; Chlorophyta; Chlorophyceae; Chlamydomonadales; Astrephomenaceae
Source: the annotation of a GenBank genome assembly
GGAAAUAAUUGUGGAUUGCAUUAAAUGCAGGACACCGAAAGUGUAUAUGUGCUCUACUUAUGCAGUCAUAGCUUAAUGCAUGGAACGACGCGUCAUAUGUUCGCUCCUGAACGUUGCUAUUCUCCUUUACAUAGUUAACUUUGCGCAUUCUCACUCUGAUGCCACCGGGUGUGACGGUUUCCUCAAUUUAAAAUUGUUGGAGCGCGCACUCCAUGCUUCCAGUUUAGUCAAAGCAAAGGAGAUGAGGUCCACUGGCCACGGAAGAGGGGCUAUCCAGGUGCUGGCACAGAAUGACAGCAUCCAGCCAUACGUACCGCCGUUGGAGCUCCAGUUCUCUGAAACAGGGGAGCAUCAGUCUAAUCAGCAGGCCGUCCUAGGCCGCAUAACAAUUGCAAGCAAGGAGGCCAUCCGAUACGUUCUGUUAAUGCGCAGCGCUAGUGUUGCUGAGGUUAUGUGCGUGGAUCUUGGGGUGAAGCCGCCUACAAGCAGUAGCAUUCGGGUGCACCCAGAGGCAGGCCUAGUGUCAGUGCAUUCAGUAUGCGUAGACAUGGGCCUGCCAAGGAGGCGGGCGUGGGCGCAGAGCCUCCGAGUUUUCAGCAAGGAGCAGGAGAAGUGGGUAGAAGUGAGGCGCCACGCGCCUGCUCACGACUUCCUGCGGUCCUGGACAGCUGCACGAUUCCUACCUGCUCAGUUACCAGUUCCAGAGCAACGUGGUGCGUCGCUAGAGCAUCAGCAAGGGCUAGAGGAGAAUCUGGAGCCUCAGCAACAGCAGCUCCCGCCCUGUGCACCCAAAGUCUCUGCUGCAUGCACAGUGCCAGGAGAUAUGACACUCAAGGAAAGCACCGAGGGUGCAAUGGCAAUUAAUGCAGGCGGCGGAGGAGUGGAGGGGGAUGGUAGAGCAGUAACCAAUCGGCCGUACACGGAGGUAGACAACAUCUGCGGGGCGUGGGAGGACAAGCUGGGUGGCGCAUGUGGGCUGGAGGGCAUGGGCGGGUCUAUCACGAAGGCAGGAAUUAAGCUUGCCUUUCAGAGCAUGAGCACCUUCCUUCACAUGGACAACUCCAGCGUUGUAUUCGACUUGGGUGGCGCUAUUGGCAGGAUGCUCCCGUUUGCCAAGGUGGCUGCAUGCGUGUCGUUGGCGUGGAUGGCGGAGUGCGAUGACAGCAAAAUCCAAAAAGCGGUUGCAUUCCUACCUCAGGUAUACGGCGACCUAAUAAAGAAAGGCUUAGCGGCCCCUGUGGGUCAGCUGGACACUUUGAUGGAGGUUAUCCACCAUGACAUGACCCGUGAGGCUGGUGGAUCUUGGGACCGGGUCCGUGCACGGCUUGCUGCGACCUCGCACAUCUACAGCUUCUGUGAGGGCAUUCCCCGCGAAGCAUUGGCGGUUACAGGCCGCGCCGUCAAGGACAGCACUGCCUUUAAGGGCUGUGUCCUGGUCUGCUACCAGGCUAACUGGUCUCACAACUCCACUUUGCAUGACACCCUUGGGCGCUCACCCCAUCCCGAGGAGGUGAUGGAGCUGGAGUGGGGCUUUGGCCCAAUGGUGCUGUUAUGCCGGCUGAAUGCGCGGCAGGAACGUGGCAAGGCAACAUACCCCAUGUGGGUGUUCGCUAGGUACACGGGGGAGAGCAGCAAGCGGCCGCCCAUGCUCCAAAAUCUCAGCGAUUAUCCAGACUCCAUUUCCAAAGCCCAGUGGUGGUGGCAGCGUCACACUGGUGCUGACUUGUCCGAUUUCCUUACAGACACCAGCCUACAGCUGCGGUUGGCUGUAGUGCAGAACGAACGUCUAACAGUAGCUGACCUUCCAACUGCCCUCGCUGACCGCUAUGCGUUUUAUACAGCACAGUCCGUGCCCCCAGGGCUGCUAGAAUGGGCGCUGGGGCUGUGCUUUGCUAACGAUGCAUCUUCUCUUUUAGACAAUGGGGUGCCAGGGAGCACACCGAAAGCCCUUGGUCGAAGGGGAAAGCUGAGCCGCUCUCAAAGAGACACGGCUAGGGGCAGGGAAGCAAGUAUGCGGAAGAUGGUGGAGCAGAAACGUGGAGAGUUUAGCAAUGCAUCUGUCCAGUUCAUCUUUAUCGAGGACCGAGGGGCAAAAGUACCUGUAGCAUAUGCAGCUUACAGGCCGGACCUUGAUGACGCGAAGCUAGUGCUGCGCCUGUCUGAAGUACGUGUGGAAGAGCGGGCACAGCGUGACGGUAUCGGCAGUGGCCUCGUCAGGGGCCUUGUACGCUUUGCGGAGCGGCUCCAACUUGCGGCGGUGGUCGUGACAGUAGCCGCUGACAAUGCCGGGGGCAAGAGGUUCUUUGAAGCAAUAGGAUUUGUGACACACGAGGGAACCAGCAAGGCCACUAAGCGGGAGACCUGCUUGGUUCUCUCCAUCCAACCACUUUCCUUCAAUCGUACAAUGGAGCCCGUGCAGCGGUACAGCCUGGAUGAGGUGCGCGAAAUGGAGCGGGCCGCAUCUCGGUUGCGGCCAGCGGCCGGCGCCGGUUGGAUCAAGCUUGGAGCGGGCGGGUUUGGCUCGGUAACAGCUGGUGUUACAGCUUCCGCACGCAGGGUGGCCAUCAAGCGGUUUACACUGGGCCCAAGCACCAGUACCGACGUCCUUCGUGCUAUCCGGCAGAACAUCACAGUGGGGAUGACCUGCUGUUCUGAGAACCUGUUGCAGCUCGUAGGGAUAGCCCAUAGCCCGGCGGGAUCGGUAACUGGUCUGGUCUGGGAGGAGGCGACCCAUGGCAGCCUGGAACCGCCAGGACCCAACCUGCCACUCCAGCAGGUUGUCGGGCUGCUUGCUGACGCCGCCAAUGGCGCUGCAGUGUUGCACGACGCAGGGCUGGUUCACAGGGAUAUCAAGCCUGCUAACAUCCUGGUCACUGAUCGUGGUCACGGCGUCGUCGGUUUACUAGCAGACUAUGAUGUGACCGUGGAGUCCGGCACGCGGUUUGGCUUGGUGGGCACCCCUGGCUACCGGCCCCCAGAAGCCGAGGGUCAGCCCGACCCACAGGCUACCACCACCUACCACACCCUGGCGUUUGACGUAUACAGCUUCGGAGCAACCUUAGCCACAGUCCUCUUCCGCACCAGUGCCGUGGGCCCUACCGUUUGCGCAGUACAGACUCAGCUGGUAGCCGAGUGCAGGUCCCUGGUGGAAGAAGUUCAGAAUGCAUGGGCUGAAGGCGCCGUGAUGCCGUCAUUUGAAGUGGUACGCAGACUUCUGGAUCUGGCCGCCGCAGCCCUCGUCAAAACCCCUGGAGGUCGCUUGCAGCAUGCAUGCGGCCCCAACUCUAAUAAAGCCGCGGGAGACUAUAUGCGUUUUAUAGCGAUACGGCUGCGGGAACUGGCAUCCGGGUUAACUAGGUGAUGGGGACUGAUUGCGCAGUGCAGUAGAUGCGGGGGGGAACAAGGAAAACUGACGAAUUUGCGGGGGGGUUGUUGUUUGGAAUGGUGGCAGUGGUGGUCUGUAGUAUCCAGUUAUGGUAGUUGGCAUGCGUGUGCUCCUAGUUUACUACUGCCCCGUUGCUUUGUAGGGGCUGUAUGAGGCGGCCACCACGGCCU